AUGAGGGGUGGAGGUUGCAGUGUCCAGUCAGCCCUAACGCCUGAGGCUGGGAACAUGGUGAAACAAGCCAUGGCCUUGGCGAGACAGCGUGGUCAUGCUCAGGGCACGCCUCUUCAUGUAUCUAGCACCAUGCUCUCUGCUCCCACUUGUUUACUCAGAACAGCUUCUCUUCAAUCCCACACUCAUCCUUUUCAAUGCAGAGCACUUGAGCUCUGUUUCAAUGUUGAGGAUUUUUCCUGGUUAGUUGAACUCUCUACUGCAAACGGUGGACCUUUGAUCUUGUCAGAAGCAUGGUUGGCAGUUCACGGACCGCGUAAUCUUCACAUGGGAUCCACAUGGGAAUGGCAAUCAAGAAAUUAUUCAUCGGAUGUCUCAGACGAGGAAGCUUCAAGAGCUCUACACGAGCUUCUUCCAAAGUCUAGUGUAGUGUAUCCAAACAUAGAGAAGUGGGAUUUUGCGGAAGCAAGGGCGGGUUUGAGAGCAAUGCCAAUGCCACCGGUCACUAGCCAUGGCUCACUACCACUCUUGGGAUGUAUAGAUCAGCUCGUAGGUGCGGCAAGCGAGUCUUCGAAAUUCUGGUUCUUUGGAGGGCUCGGAUCAUGCUUGGAUUACUCUAUCAUGCUUGGAUUGGGAAACUCAUAG
Messenger RNA from Arabis nemorensis, 642 nucleotides. The record is from the annotation of a GenBank genome assembly. NCBI's taxonomy places the organism in Eukaryota, Viridiplantae, Streptophyta, Magnoliopsida, Brassicales, Brassicaceae.